Sus scrofa (pig) is the source of this 2721-nucleotide messenger RNA. The record is from RefSeq and is a predicted model, not a curated record. Lineage: Eukaryota; Metazoa; Chordata; Mammalia; Artiodactyla; Suidae.
CAUCUGGAGAGGGGAUACGGAAUGAUAGUUGUAAGCUGCCUGCUGAGACCCAACGCCCCUCCCUCCUUAUAAAACUAAACAAAAACCAAGUCUUGAGGAAGAAUUAAUUUUUUAAAAAGACCUGCCAGUUUCUGGAGAGACCUGGAAAAGGAGCAAGGGUUCCUCUCUUUCCAGUGGUCUGAUUGCCUCCAAUAUCAGGAGGGUUGAAGGACCCGGAACUGGAGGAGGAACAAUUUCUUCCCUGUACCCAGACUGACGGAGACACUUUUGAUUCCUAAGAAUCUGUAGCCCAGGAUACUCUAAUGUCUUUGGGGUUAGGAAGUGGGCGGGAAAUGAGGGUGGCAGGCAGGAUAGGGAUCAGACAAAGGUAGGCUGGGGGGUGCCUCUCACCCCCCAAGUGGAGACAGGACCAGUCCCUCUUCCCAAUGUCCCUUUUUUCCUGUGCCAAGAGCAAGCAGGACACACUAGAAUCAGGCAAGAUGUCUCGGGCAGCGGCAGCCAUAGCCUUCCAAGAAGCUCCCAGCCUAGCACAGCCAGAAGGAGAAGCUUGGGCUCAGACUCUCCUCCCAUUUUCCGGCCCUCUGGGUCCUCUGGGCAGCGGGCUCUGGCCUGCCCCCAGCCCAUAAGAGUAAUAGAGAAGUAGGAAUAAUAAACCCAGGCUUGGAAAAGUCGGGGUAGAUCUGGGAAGCAGAAAAAAACGGCUUUCAAAAUCUGGGAAGAAGAGGGUUUCUUCUUCACCGCUUCUCUCUUUCUGAUAACGAUGCUAAUCAGAGGAGAACUCUUCCUCCCUGCUUUGAACACAAAACGCCAGGAACCAGCCCUGUCCUUUCCUUUAGUUCUCCUCCAAGGAGAUUGAGAUGCAAGAUUUGGAGACAUUUAUCCACUUUCCCUUGAGGGAAGGGGGCUCAAGCAACGCAGGGGUUAACUUUUCUGAAAACACAAUUAACUUUUUCCUAUUCCGCGUGGGGAGGGGAGGGAUAUAUUUAUUUAAUCACUGGGGGAUGGGGUGGUCUCAGUCCAAGUGCUGCCUCCUCCCUCAAAAGCACAGACGCCUCUUUCGCAGAUCCUACGUAGGUGGAACAGGACGCGUUGUGCUGUUGGGGAGAGAGAGAGAGAAGGCAGAAGGAGAAGAAGGAGGGGGAAAAAAAGGUUGAUAGGUUUGUGCGCGGGUCCCUCGCGCGGGCUGCGCUCCUCCUGGGUGCUAUUUGCCAAUUCCUGCUUCUGCCAUUGGUCAGUGUUGGAUCAGAUGGUUGUAUUUCCUUCUGGCCCUCACUGGCACCUCGCCAUCCCCCCUCAGCUAAAACCCAAUCUCAGAUAUACUACUAAUAGGCGCGGCGCUCGGACUAUAAAACACAACAAAUCAUAAACCCGGCGGAGCAGCAGCGGCCGUGCGCGCCUCCCCUCCCAAUGAGUUCCUAUUUCGUGAACUCCACCUUCCCCGUCACUCUGGCCAGCGGGCAGGAGUCCUUCCUGGGCCAGCUCCCGCUCUACUCGUCGGGCUAUGCGGACCCGCUGAGGCACUACCCCGCGCCCUACGGGCCGGGGCCCGGCCAGGACAAGGGCUUUGCCGCUUCCUCCUACUACCCGCCGGCCGGCGGCGGCUACGGCCGAGCGGCGCCCUGCGACUACGGGCCGGCGCCGGCCUUCUACCGAGAGAAGGAGUCGGCCUGCGCGCUCUCAGGCGCCGACGAGCCGCCCCCGUUCCACCCCGAGCCGCGGAAGUCCGACUGCGCGCAGGACAAGAGCGUGUUCGGCGAGGCAGAGGAGCAGAAGUGCUCCACCCCGGUCUACCCCUGGAUGCAGCGGAUGAAUUCAUGCAACAGUUCCUCCUUUGGGCCCAGCGGCCGGCGCGGCCGUCAGACCUACACGCGCUACCAGACGCUGGAGCUGGAGAAGGAAUUUCACUACAAUCGCUACCUGACACGGCGGCGGCGCAUCGAGAUCGCGCACGCCCUAUGCCUGACCGAGCGGCAGAUCAAGAUCUGGUUCCAGAACCGGCGCAUGAAAUGGAAAAAGGAGAGCAAACUGCUCAGCGCGUCUCAGCUCAGUGCCGAGGAGGAAGAAGAAAAACCAACCGAAUGAAGGCGCUGGAAGGGGGGGCGGGGGGACGCGAAGGGAGAGGCCUGUGGGGAGCCGGGGGCGUCGGAGAGCCCCCAAGGAGGCUCUGCAGGCGGGGGAGCCUGGGGACCUGCUCUUCGGCCCACGACGGGCGGGGCCCAGGGCUCUCCUGGACGCCCCCCGCCUGCAGAGCUCUCGCUGGGUGCUGGGAGGUCCUGCCGCCCGAGCCCGGCCAGCAUCCCCGCGCCCCCUCCAUCCCCGCGGAACCGCCUCAGCCCGAACAGGCUCCCUCGUGAGAACUGAGGACCAGACUCUUUUGAUGUUUCCCGGAAGCAGAGCAAAAUGCUCUUGUCCGUGUCGCGUCUCAUUUCGUCCAUGUCCCCCUGCACUGUUCAAUGGUAGAUUCGCAGUCCCCUCAGCGGGGGCCUCAAAGAUUCCCCGACCCCAGACCUCUCUCCCGCCCCCUCCCCAAAGCCACUGGAAGGAGCACAUACUACCUAGAAGUAAGAAGAGGAGCCUCAGAAGAAAACAAAGUUCUAUUUUAUUAAUUUUCUAUGUGUUGUGUUUGUAGUCUUGUCUUAGCUCUGGACGUGAAAUACUUCGGUAAUAAUAUUAAUAUUAUUAAUAAUGAUAAUAAUAAUAAUAAUAAAGACAUAAAACCUC